This is a messenger RNA of Micromonas pusilla CCMP1545, 561 nucleotides long. RefSeq lists its product as uncharacterized. Gene Ontology annotation, cellular component: mitochondrion. The transcript has a single exon. NCBI's taxonomy places the organism in Eukaryota, Viridiplantae, Chlorophyta, Mamiellophyceae, Mamiellales, Mamiellaceae. The record is from RefSeq and is a predicted model, not a curated record. Gene Ontology annotation, biological process: cytochrome c-heme linkage. Gene Ontology annotation, molecular function: holocytochrome-c synthase activity. The annotation marks the transcript as partial.
AUCGACCCGCGGAACAACAUGCCCGUCGCCGCGUCGCAGUCGAUGGCGCCGGGCCAGCGUCGAAAGAUCUCCACCGAACGCCAGCGAUCGACCAUCCCAAAGUCCGGCGUGUCGUCCGCGGAGGCGUCCACGUGGACGUACCCCUCGCCGCAGAUGUUCUACAACUCGCUCGUGCGCAAGGGCAAGGCGACCGACUGCACCGAGGACGACAUGGAGUCGGUCGUGAGCGUGCACAACGCGAUGAACGAGGACACGUGGCGGCGCGUGGUGGCGUGGGAGCGGUUGCACGUCCACGAGUGCCGCGACCCGAUGUUGCUGCGAUUUCUGGGGAGGCCGGACGACCUCUCGCCGCUCGCGUGGGCGCGGUACUUGACCGGGGGCGGGAAGCCGUUCGACCGGCACGACUGGUACGUCGAUCGGUGCGGUCAACAGGUGCGGUACGUGAUCGACUACUACUUUCACGAGGACAAGGCGGGGACGCCAGGGCAGUUCGACCUCGUCGUGCGGCCGGCGGCGGAUUCGGUCGGGGCGGUGGCGGAUCGAGUGAAGAUGGCGAUAUAC